CGAGUCUGCGUGCGGCUAGGCUGAUGUCAUGGCCAGCCACAGUGAUUCCAGUGCCAACAACGAGUGCCUGAGAAGCGGACAGGCACUUGCAGAUGCUCUCGUGGCUCUGGUACAGCCUGGAGUGGAGGCCGAUGAAAAUCAGGCACUGGCCCGUUCCGAUUCAGGGCACACGGAGCCGAUUUUUAAGAAAUGCAACCCGACGAAAACACAGACGGAUUUCACUCGACGCAAAAGUCACAUUGAAAUGUUUGCGGCAGUCCCAAUGUUCAAUGAUGAUCAAGGCGAAUCGUCGCGGCUUGACGAGUGUGACUCCACCACGGUGCCCACUCCCUCGAGAUACAUGUCCGUCGACGACAUCCGCGAAGAAGAUGAGGACGAAGGUGACGAGGUGUCAAGUGAUGAGAAUGACAGCAAAAAUGACACCGGCACCGACACGGACAUGAAGCAGAGUAGUGUGCGCAACCAAGGUACCGGACGAAUGCUCAGCCACGCACACAGUACUGACUCCACUGAGAGUUGCGUGAGUGAAACUGGCAGCGACGGGGAGGGUGCCUCGCGCUCGCUAUUGACGAUGCAAAGGGCCAGGCUGAAUUGUUCUAUAAAUAGCACAGCCAUUGAUAAGAUCGACGCAGUCCCCGGUGACCAAGUUAAAGACGACCAAUCAGGUGCGACUUAUACAAACGUUGGCUCAGAGAGUGAGCUCAAUAUGUCCUCUACACAGAGACGAUUGCGAAGUCCAUCGAACCCCCGACCCAUCUCACCAACCGACUUUACCUCACGCUUCUACACCCCUCCCCAUCCUGGAAAUUCCACGGCGCUUAACCCGGGUUCGCAUGCAUACACAAAGCCUCCUCAUCCACAUUCUCGUGGAGCGCGCAGUGUCAGUGUAAAUAGUAGUAGUGGGGCCUUUCGUGUACAUAAUAGUCUCAAUAAGGGCUGGGCGGGUAAACUCAUGUACAGGAGUGGACGUAAGCGGGGGGUGAGUGUUGGUAGUGCUUGUGGUGAUGGUGCAACAACACUAUACCCGGUGGCUUCUACUGUUAACAGUCGAAGAUCCAGCCUGAGCAACUCGCCUGGACAAUCACCUAAGUCGCGCAGUAGAGGUCACAGCAUAAGCGGUGGUGUUGGAUUGUUGCUUCAGCACUUGGGCGCAGCGAUGAAAGGGGCGGAUGGCAAACGAAUCCCAACAAAGGGCAAAAUAACAGGACAUACUUCUGAUGAUAGUGAUGGUAUCAAAGCCUUGUCUGCGAAAUCAAGCGGUGGCUCGUUAUCAAGUACGUCAGCAAUGUCAGCCGGCAGUAGUACGGGAACGGACGCAAGCGACGACACAGAAAAAAUGAAGCUCAGACCCAUGCCAUCGGACACUACGAAGAAAACACUGUCACAUACAUUCGCCAGUAUUCGCAGAGCGGGAAUGAGAAACUCCAGCAGCAGCGCAACCUCGUCGAUGGCAACUUCUGGUCCGGGCUCGCUCCAAAAUGUGAAGUGUAUCGCCUCGGAUAGUCUCACAAUCAACUCUGAUACUGCACGACUUGGUGCUUCGUUUGAUAGCCUUGAUGCGAUUUGUGACAGCAGUGAUUCCGUGUGCAUGACACCCAAUUUGGGCUACUGGGAGGAAAUUCGUGCAAGCAAUGAGCCCAGGGUAUGGUUUGAUAUUUCCGAGGAGGAGGAUGAGGGUGAAGAUGGGAUCCUAUCUGCUGCCUCUGUCAACAGAUUAGUCGAACAUUACAUACGCCACUUUGGAUCGUGCUCUACCUUCCAAGUGGCCAGCUACAAUUUUCCCAAAAUAAUGCUGCGGUCUCACCUGUGGUUUCUGACAUCACCCGGUUUGUUGAGAAAGCUUACCGAGAUUUAUGAUGUGCCAAAAGACUAUCCGGAAGAGAAGAGAGUGAGAAACGCUAUCUGUCAAGGACUAAGAUUUUGGAUGCAGCAACAAAUACUGGACUUCACGGUACCAAAUUUCUUCAAGAACAAAGAACUGGUCUCUGUGGAGCCUGAAAUGCAAACCGAACUCGACAACUUGUAUAAGGCGAUGGAGAAUCACGGCGAAGAUACUGGCACGCUACGAAGAACUCUGGAGAAGCAAUUGCAACAACAAUUCGACAAGAAGCAAGCUCUAUUGUCACAACCCACACCCGAGGAGGCCGAUUACAAACCCGAAUUCGGCGCCUUGCCACUGGACCUGGUUGCCGAGCAACUGACACUAAUAGAGUUCGACUACUUCCACGCGAUUCAAAUGCGCGAUUUAAAGGCCAAAUUGUGGACCGAUGAGCUGGAACAAUGCCCCAUUAUGAAGAUGAUCAUUCACUUCAACCAGGUUUCGACUUGGGUUAUUCACACAAUUCUAUCAGCAGAUACAAUUGAGAAUGGCGCCCGAACGAUCGACAAAUUUCGAACGCUGGCUGCUUCUCUCAGAACCCAGAGCAAUUACAACACCAUGAUGGCGAUCGACGGUGCACUGCAACAUACUGCCGUAGAGCGUCUGCACAAAACAUUCCACGAACUGAGCGACAGGAAAACGAAAGCUCUACAGGAACUGAAGGACUUCACAACGCCCAUGUUGAACUACAAGAGAUAUAGAGAGGUCCAGAGACAGCAAAUCGGAUUUUGUAUACCAUACAUGUAA
Molecule: messenger RNA, 2626 nt
Organism: Sphaeroforma arctica JP610
Lineage: Eukaryota; Ichthyosporea; Ichthyophonida
Exons: 14
Coding region: 29-2626 (865 amino acids)
Biological process (GO): Ras protein signal transduction; positive regulation of GTPase activity
Cellular component (GO): plasma membrane
Molecular function (GO): guanyl-nucleotide exchange factor activity
Source: RefSeq, a predicted model, not a curated record